Molecule: messenger RNA, 9559 nt
Organism: Epinephelus moara (kelp grouper)
Lineage: Eukaryota; Metazoa; Chordata; Actinopteri; Perciformes; Serranidae
Product: probable serine/threonine-protein kinase kinX
Exons: 34
Coding region: 729-4832 (1367 amino acids)
Cellular component (GO): membrane; sarcoplasmic reticulum
Molecular function (GO): signaling receptor binding
Source: RefSeq, a predicted model, not a curated record
UACCAGCAGCAGCGAGCCGCUCUAAGAAUAACUCAGGGCCUGAGGCUCAGAAACAUGGUGUGAAUGUAACAGUAAUCAGAUUCAAAAGUUUCACUCAGACUAAUCCAUAAAAGGGAAACAAAUAGUGAUUGAUAGAUUUGGAUCUAAGAAUUUUUUUUGCAUGAAACCACUGUCCACACCGUCAUCACGUGACCCCAGCACCAACAUUGGCCGGUGGAAUAAAGUUACCUUCAAGCUCUCUCUCCCAGUCUCUCUUCCCUCCUUCCCUUCCAUCGCCCGUCAGUCCCUGUGGUUGAUCUAAAUCUGUCAGAGCCGGUAGAGGGUGGGGGCGGGCGGCUCUAUCUACAACCAUAGCCCCAACCAGGCAAAGGGCAAGACAGUGACCACCUUAACUUGGUCUCUGUCUGUCUCCCCAGCCUCAUCCACUAGGACGGAAGCCAGCUCUCUGGACCACCUUGCAAUCACUUGGAAAAGUUUUUGACUCCUGGAACCAAAAAGGGGGAAAUGCAGAUUUAAGUAAUGAGACUGGAAAAAGAGGUGUAGUGUUACCAGUGGGCUCGGGUUUUCCACAUAUCCUCUGCACCAGCCGUGCACAUGACGUCGCUGGAUUGGAAUUAAACACUGGGAUUAAAUCGUGCAAAGGAGUUGAGGAUCUACCAUAAAUAUUUCUUUUUCAUGGCAACUUAAUCUGCACGAAGAAUUUACUGUUGGAAUUUUAUUUUGAAACAAUGACCGAUACGGUUGAAGCACGGUCAGCAACCACCACCACCACCAUGGUCGUCGAAGGUAAGAACGGAGACGCUGGGGCGCCGUCUGCGCGAGGACACAAGAAAAGUCUUUUAGAUGACCUCCACUCCACCUUCAGCUCCCCACUGGCCUGGAUCUUGGUUCUGGCUCUCAUCAUUACAUGGUCUUGUGUUUUUAUCAUCAUGUUUGACCUGAUGGACUACAAGACGGUGUCAGGAGGCCUCAGCAAGAUCAGCUCAGACCCCGUGAAGGCAGUGAACGUUGCCAUGGAGGAAUCAUCUAACGUGAUCAGUGCGAUGUUUAAAUUUGCCGCCAAGCUGGUUGCUCCAGAAGACGAUGAAGGAACGCUAUACGCAGUGAGGAAAAAAGAUUCAAGAUGGUUGGAGGAGGAUGAGGAGGAGAAGGAGGAGGAAGGGAAGGUGAAGAUUAAGAAAGCAACAGGAGAAUUUCUACCCUCCAGAAGUAAAGUUAUAGGGAUGCAAGCAAAGGCAAAACAACCAGUGAUUGAAGUUGUGGAGGAAGAGGAAGAAGAAGAGGAGGGGGCUGAGGAAGGAGAAGAUGAAGAUGAAGUGGAGGCUGCUGGGGAGGAGGGGGAGGAGGAGGAGGACGAGUAUGCAGAAGAGGAGGAAGAGGAGGAGGAUGAGGAGUAUGAGGAGUAUGAAGAGGAGGAGGAAGGAGGGGCAGAGGAGGCAGAGGAAGAAGAGGAGGAAGAGGAGGGAGAGGAAGAGGGGCCCAGAGAGGAAGAGGGAGUUGAAGCAGCUGCUGAUGAAGAGGUGGGUGAGAUGAAGGCAGAGGAGGAGGAAGAGGAGGAGGAGGAGGAAGAGGACAUGGAGGUAGCUGCUGAAGAAGAGCAAGAUGAGGAUGAAGACGAAGAAGAUGAGAAGGAACCUGAAGCAGCUGCAGCUGAGAUUGAUGAAGAUGAAGAUGAAGUGAAAGAGGAAGCAGCAGAAGAGGAUGAGAAAGAUGAUGAUGAGGAGGAUGAGGAGGAGGAAGAAGAGAAGGCAGAUGCUGCUGAUGAAGAUGAUGUGGAAGAGUCUGAACCUGCAGCUGCUGAUGCUGAGGAUGAGGAUGAGGAUGAGGAAGUUUCUCCCAAACCUAUCUCCACUUCUGAGGAUGAAGAGUCAGCAGUGUCUCCUGAUUCUGAGUCUGACGUGCCAGUUGACGUCAAAGACAGUGACGAAGAUGUGUCCCUGCCCGAUGAUGAUGACGAAAAAGACGAAGACGAUGAAGAUGACGAAGACGACACCAGCGACGAAGCAUACACUGACACCUCAGAUGUCAGUGAAUCUGCACUUCUCUCCAGUGACGAGGAGGAAGAGGAAGAGAAGGACGAUGACGACGAUGAAGAUGAUAGAUUAGCUGAGGGUGUUUCGACAUCUGAUAGCGAUGACAUCAUUGCAGAAGACAGUGAUGAAGACCUGGAUCUUGAUCUCCCUCCUGUUCCUGUUGCCAGUGAGGAUGAUGAAGAUUACGAAGACCUUAAAAUCCCUGAAGAGGAAGAUCUUCCACCUUUGCCCGUUGUCGAGUAUGAUGAUGAUGACGAGGAACACCUGGAAGAAGACAUCAAAGUUGCUGAAGACACUGAUGAAGAUGAUGAUCUGGACCAAUCAGAUGAGGACAUCUCCAUCGCUUCCUCUGAACACUUUGCAGACGAUGAAGAUGAGGAAGACACUGACCUCAAAGACCUUGACCUUGACCUCGACCUCGACGUCCAUGUUGACCUCGACGAAGAUGAAGAUGACAAACCUGAUGAUGUCAUUGAAGAGGACAUCCAUGACGACGACGACGAUGAUAAAGAAGAGGAGGAAGUCGAUAUCCCUCCUUUUGAGAGUACAGACAGCGGAGUCUUAGGUGAUGAAGAUGAAGACGACGAUGUUGGUCUUAAGACAGAUGAAGAGACUGUCUUCAGUGAUGACAUCUCCUAUGACACAACCGAUGAUGAUGAUGAAAAAGACGAUGAAGAUAUCGAUACCAGCUCAUAUGAAUUUACCUUCGAUCAAGAAGUAGGAAAAGAAACAUUUGUUGAAGCUCUAAAAGAUGAAGAUGAAGAAGAUGAUGAUGAUGAUGAUGAUGAUGAAGUCACAUCAGAGUCCUUAGCUCAUGAGGAUGAGGAUGAGGAAGAAGACGAUGACGAUGAUGUUGAUGACCUCUUGUUAGCAGCUGCAACUGCAGCAGCCUUCACUGUCCAGGAGGAGGCAGUAAAGAGUGAGGCAGAUGAACAUGAGGGUGAGGGUGAGGAUGACAUCGAACCGGCUGCUGAUGAAGAUGAAACUGAGGAGGCUGAAACAGAAACAGUUGCUACCAUUCUGCCUGCUGCUCUUGAGGAGGAGGAUGAGGACGAGGGAGAGGACGAGGAGCCGACGGCUGAACUAAAGAAAACUGUAGAUGAGCCUGAAGAUAAAAAAGAGGAGUACGAUGAAGACGAGGAUGAGGAGAAGGCGACGGUGGAUGUGAUCAAACCUGUGCCUGAACCUGAGGAAGAAGCACCAAAGCCUGAACCCACAGUGUGUCCCUGUAUCCACCCUGCAAAGAUCAAAGAGUCGGUCACCAAAGAGCCGGUCACCAAGACUGCAGAGAAAAAAGAAGCUCCAAGAAGAGUUUCAGCUGUGAGAAGAAGAAAAGAGCGUGAAGCUGUGAAGACGGAGGAAAAGCCAAAAAGGAAAGCAAUGCCCAGAAUUGCAGCUCUGGAGCCGAAAAUCAGGAGGAUCGCGAAAUUUCCUGCUUUUCUCAAAGCCAGGAAGGUGGAAAAGCCUUCCACCAAGACUCUCACCAAGACUCCCACUAAGACUCCCACUAAGACUCCCAAAAAAGAAAAAGAGACAGAGACCAAAAAACAAGAGGAGGUCCCAGAAUCUGGACAAGAACUCGGCCCUUGCAGACCUGCACCAGUCUACUGCCCGUCUCCACCUGGCUGGUACGUUCAUCACAUUGUCACAGACAACCCGUACCCUCCUCCAACCACUUCAGCUCCCUCUGCUCCUGUUCUGACCGCUCACCCCGUCCAUCCUGGAGCUCCACCUCUGCAGCCUUUUUACCAGCAGCAGCAGAUGCAUCCGCUCUACGCGCAGUAUCAACCAUAUCCACCGAUGCAGCCAAUGCCACCAAUGAUGCAGCCUCAACCAGAACCAGCGCAGCCAGUCCCACCAGUUGAACCGGUCCAGCCAGAAGUCAAGGAAGAAGAGGCUCCUGUUCAGGCUGAGGUCGCGACUCCAGCUGCUGAGGCUCAGCCGGCUGUAGCUCCAGUCAAGGAACCAGAGACUGUUGAGGAGGAAGUGAAGGCUCCAUCUACAAAGAAAGCUGAAAAGAAGAAAACCAAGGCUGUUGAUUCAGCAAAAGAGCCAGCAGCAGCCAAAGAGAAGACAAAGAAAGAUGCUGCUGUUUCAAAAGACAAACCCAAAGCUGGCACUACAAAAAAAGAACCAACAGCCAAAAAAGAGAAAACCAAAACUCCUGUACCAGCUAAGAAAGAGCCAGCUGUAAAAGAGAAAGCCAAAAGUCCUGCACCAGCUAAGAAAGAGCCAGCUGUAAAAGAGAAACCCAAACCUGCUGCAGCUGCUAAGAAAGAGCCUGCGGCUACACGACAGAAGAGCAAAUCAGCUUCUGAAAAGAAAGAAGCAUCACCUGUCAGGAGCAAAGCCAAGGCUCCUGCAGCAAAGAAAGAACCAGAACCACAUCCACAGCUGCUCAGAGUGAGACCGAGGCUAGAAACUAUGAGGAGGGCGAAUGUAACCUCCCAUGCAAAGGAAGAGAAACCUGCCAGAUCUUCGUCUGAACCAGCUAAGGCGAAAUCAAAAUUAUUGGCAGAGCAGAAAAGCAAAGCUGAGAAGGCUGAGAAGAAAUCUGUCAAAGAGGCUCAAGAUAAAGAGAAAAAACCACCACAGCCGAAAGAAUCCCAGACUGAAGAAAACAUUACAGAAAAGAAGAAACCAGGCCAGAGAUACUUCCAGUGCAUUUACGUCCCUGGUAAAAAUGCACAGUACCCCUUGAGACCUUUCACCCCGCCCAUGUCCCCCGCCAUGAUUACCCCUGCAAUCAGGUCCAUGAUGGAGCAGCAGCAGAGAGCAGCAAGGGCGGCGGGACAAUAGGACAACCUGAACUCUCACCUCAUUUCUGAUAGCACUACAUCUCCCAGUCCAGCAGGGGGAGACAUUUUAAAUCUGUGGAAUUCUUAGAUCCUGAGGAAAAAACACAGACACAGAUAAGAGUGGACAGAAUGAUUUUGUCUUUAAUUUAUUUAUGUACAUAUUUUCUCUCUAUGUGGUUGAGCUCCUGGGGUUCCUGAUGAUAUUCCCCAUUUUCCUCGCAGCUGAUAGUUGUCACCGUCACGCUUUGCUUGUGCCUUACAAUGUCACAAAUCUCCAAUCAAGGAAGCAUUGUAUAAAUAUUCAUAACUAUGUAUAAUGUACAUAAGGAUUAUAUUAGUAAUUUAGGCUGAAAUAAACAUAAACAUCUUUAGCAUGUUGUUUAUAUUAGUUUACUUUUUCAGUCUACUUUAAAAUAAGGUUUCCAUGGUACCAUAUUUUGUUAAAUUUAAUAUUUAUAAUUUAAGGCAUUUGCACUGACAAACAAUUGUUAACAGUAAAAAAGCACAUAUUUAUUCUGUUUUAAAAUAUACAAGAAAAAAACUGAUAAUACUCAAACAAAAUUAUUAUUAAAUACAAUCUGGGGCAGUAUUUUGCAUCAAAUAUUACAAAAAAAUAAAUAAAUCAGGAAACUUUAAAAAAAGAAAAAAAAAAGAAAAACCCUACCAUUUUGUUUUUGGAUUUUGAAUGGGAUUAACUAUUACUUGAAAGACAUGUCACAUAUUUUUAGUUUUUCUUUUUUUACUUUGAGAGCCGUUAUCAACAGCUUGCAUCCUCUUGUUUUUAAUCACAGAUUUCAAUCCUGCGUACUGUAACACAACCAGGUGUGUUUUGCUGCUUCGCUUCAUCUGCAACAGAUUAGCAUGCAAAUGAUUGGAGGGUCAAACCCCAGGAGCUCCCACAUUUGAUCCAAGCAGCCUCCCCGUCUCUGAUCGCGAGCCUCAUCAACAUGUUAAAUGUUGCAGAGUGAUUAAUAAAGAUGAGACAUUUUCUUCUCAGAUGACCUGAUAUCAUACAGGAGUGAAGAGGAAGGUGAGCUCAUUAUGUACAACAUGCUUGAUUUAAAUUAAAGGCACAACACUUUAGUUUAAAGAGAUGUUUCGACACGUUAAUGUAUUUGUUGGAUGUUUUUCAUUCCCAGACACUGACACGUUUGUAUUAAAAGGUUGCUCAUUUAAAAUUGUUCUUAACUUCAAACAGGUGCAAAUAAGGGCUUGAAGUUUACAGUACAUGGUCCCCUCUUAUAAUACUAAUACUCAUUUAAUGCUUGAAUACUUUUAGUUUUAUAAAAUGCCAUUUAUUUCUAUUUCCCAGUCUUUAAACCUGAAUUCGUCCUUGGUGACAAGCCAGCUUUGUUCUUACGAAUGAAGUGCAGUUGAUGGAAUCAGCUUGUUCAGAGACAGGGAGUCUGCACAGGACGACUUUGAUGUGACCAACUAAUGAGACGCUGUGAUGUCUGCUACAGUGGAUAAAUGUCAUGUUAACCAUCAGCUUAUUUACAAAGCCUGAUACAUUGUCAUAUUUUCAGUUACCUCACUCGCUCUGGUUUUGCACCUUCACAACAACGCUGCCUUGUUGUCGCUGCAAAACUGUUGCUGAGCAUUAUCGGCAAUUUGCUGCUGUCUUACUGAAUGAAAACCUUGACUACAAAGAACCAAAAGGGUGUCUCACACUGGGCUUAAUCCUGGGAUAAGACCCAUAUUAGUCCAGGGCCUGCUGUGGUGUUCACCCUAACAGUUUAUUCACACUUACAGUUCCUAAGCUGCAAAAUUAAUUCCUCAGUGGUUUGCAGUGUGAGGCACUUGCCCUGUUGUAGUGGUGACUUACAGAUUAACGCCUUGUGGACUGACUAAUCCUAACUGUAUUGCAGGUCUAUCCACACCUUUUUCAGGGUUGUCCCCUAUAAAGUCUUAAGGUGUGUUCAGACUGAGCCCAGAGCUGAUUUCAGAAGCAAUGCAAAUGCAAACAAAAUCAGUGGAAAGAUGUGAGUGGAUGUGAAGAGUUGCAGAUUCAGUCUAAGUAAUGCAAAUGCUGAAAUGCUUCCAUUCAAGCAAAAAAUGUGCACUUAUCCUGCAGCUGUGUGACUCAGCUGCAGAGACAAUAAGACAAACUGAGGGGAAAAUAAGAGAGAACUGGAGUUCCUGUUAUGGUAAUGUUGCUACCAAGCUAACAGCAACAGCCCGUAGAGUUUGUCAGUGGGUAUUCAAGGCAACUAAUUGCGCAAUAAAGUGGGGAAAAAUGCUUCGUGCUCACUCUGAAUGCAUCUUUUAAGUCACUGGUGUGAAUCCGGGUUGGAACCAAAGCAAUCUCAGCUAGCUGUUUGCUGUUAGCGUACUGAUUUUUGAGUGUGAAUAUUUAACCUGAGGCUUGAUGUAAACUCUGGGUUAAUGAGUCCAAAUGUGAAAUGAGGUUAAGCUAGCCCUGGGCUGCUUUUUGUCGCCCCUGCAGGGUUUAGGUCAACAGGCCUGAAAAAUGUAAGUGUGAAGAGUCCUCAUGUUUCAUGGCCAAAUGAGAUCUGACAACCUUUUACAGUGGCGACCCACUGUGAGUAUGUGGUUGUUGGAGUGGCAUUUAAAACACACCUGGCAUUGCUGUGCACUUCAGGUGUGUUUGUUUAUACAGGAAUUAUUCUUAAAAUGAAACCUAUUCCAGCGGGGGGAUGCAGCGAGUAGAUAGCUGCUCUGGAGGCCCUGAAACGUCAGCUGCACUGCAGCUGCAUGAUAUUAACAGACAGUAAUAACACCAUGCAGCUGCAGCUGUCUGCUGUAAUUAUGUUUUUACAUCUAAUCUAAUGUCACUAGGCUGUAUACAAGUUUCACAGCAUAGGGUUUACCCUUGACUCCAUCUGUGAUCACAUGUUUGAAAUAUAGGUACAUAUGUUUGUGUAAUGAUGUUAAGAGUGCGUUUUUUUUCCCUGCAUGUUGUUACUGCACUGCAGCAGUUGUGAAUGGGUACAGCGUGUACACUUGAAGCAAAAAGACAUCACUUAUCAGUAUGUUUCACUUUGAUUUUUUAGUAGUUCCAACCAUUUGUUGAUCUAUUUUUCUGCAGAAACAUUUCGACCUGAGUUUCCCAUAUUUGUUGGUCAGUAUUUUUCCCAUAUAUCACAGUGUAAUGCUCUAAAAAUCAAUACUUUGAUCAGCUCAGACGCACUACUUGGCAUUAAAGGUUUUAUAUGGAGUUUUUGACCACUAGUAGUGCUGUAGAGUAAUGUUGUUUUGAGGAGCAGGUCCACGAGGACGACACACAACGCAGAUAAACUUCAGCUUUAAACCUUCUGCUAGCUUUAAAGUUGAUGUAUUGAAGCUAACAUUUUGGGACAUGCUUACCUCGGAAACGUCUGGUCACCCGAGUAACUCUCGCUCCCUGGGUACUGAGUGAAGUUCAAACUCCUCAGGUGCUUGCUGGGCUUUUCCUUUCAAAAACAGGCAAUCCUUUAAAAUGACAGCGGCGAUAAAUGCUUUGCGAUAUCAAUUCAUUUCACAUAAUUCCCAUUACUUACAGUUGUUGGUGGUAAUUUACUGCAACAUUAGCAUAUCAGACAUGACAGGUUUUUUUUUGAGCAUGAGGGUCAGUUUAGAAACAUGACCUGUUCAGAGAGUUAAACAGCAAGCAACGAUAAAACAUGAUCUAAUAAAUAAAUUGGAUUUGAGCAUAAGAUUUGCAGUAGAGCACAUGUUGUUAAGUUAAUUUGAGGCCAACAUGCGUAAUGGAGUGAUACUAUUCCAAUCAACUCACUGUGUUUGCUUCGUUAACUCACUAAAAUGGUGUACACGUGUAAAACGAGGGAAACCACACUGAACCCCCACUGUAAGGAGAAUUCAGGGGAUUUCAAACCAGGUUUAUGCCAUGUGUGAACCCAGGAGAACAAAGAGGAACUGCAUUUCAGUUUUACACUUGAUGCAGUAUCUGCAGUUUCAGAGUAAUAGUUUAAAAAACCUUUGAAAUGAAAGAUUUUAAAAUAUUUUCAGAGGUGUUACUGAAUGUCAUGGCUUUGUUUUUGUGAAUGGGCUCUACAGUAUUAGUUUCAAGUCAGUGGGAAAUAUGAGUGUGUUGCAAUAAGAGCAGAUUAAUUGCUGAGGACGAGCGAUUGUUAAUGUUGUUUUAGGAAAAUUUUUAUCCACUGAACAAGUAUGGUGUGAGGUUGUUUGGUUCUUUUCGAACAAUCACUUAUUUUGUUAAUGAGUUCUGAUGUAAUUUGCAUGAUGGUGUAAUUCACACAAGCAUCACUCUCCAGUGUAAAAGACACAUCAACCAACAGUCAGUCAGAAGCUGUAUAAAGACUGUAGAUAAUAUUUAUUUUAUUUGUUGCACUCCAGAGAUUGAUCACCUCGUUAGGUCUCACACUGAAAGACAUUGAAUUCACACACUGGUCUGCUCAGAAAAAAAAAAAGUAAUUUGUUUCAAUUAAAGAGGAUAUUUCUGUGUUGUUGAAUAUCAUCGGACUUCAAUGUGGGCAAUAAUUUUAACAGUGUUCCCUAACGAGACAGAAUAAACUACCUGUUGCAUGUAUGAUAAAGCAGAGGUGUAUGAUGUAAUCACAUGAGAAGGCUAGCAGCCUGACUCAGUCACUGUUUUUAGACAUUUCAGGAGCCACUUAAAUAUCACAAGUGACAUUUUAGGCACUUAAGGGACUCUACUAAGGAUGUCUGCUGUGGUUACAUGUAGAAUACACUCACCAAAAUGCAUUUUGUGGGUCAUCAUUUCAAUAAAUAUUUGCAGAAAUUUGC